Terrapene triunguis (Three-toed box turtle) is the source of this 2888-nucleotide messenger RNA. RefSeq names its product glutamate-cysteine ligase catalytic subunit (gene GCLC). The record is from RefSeq and is a predicted model, not a curated record. NCBI's taxonomy places the organism in Eukaryota, Metazoa, Chordata, Testudines, Emydidae. Gene Ontology annotation, biological process: glutathione biosynthetic process. The transcript has 16 exons. The coding region runs from base 136 to 2049 and encodes 637 amino acids. Gene Ontology annotation, molecular function: glutamate-cysteine ligase activity. Gene Ontology annotation, cellular component: glutamate-cysteine ligase complex.
CGGGACACAGGUUCCUGCCGCCGCUUCCGCGCACUGCGUUCCGAGCCGCCGCAGGGGGCACCUGCCGCGCCCGCCGUUCCGAGAGCCCGGGGCCGGCCGCGCCGCCCUGCCCCACUCGGCUGCGGAGGCCUCGGCAUGGGGCUGCUGUCGCAAGGCUCCCCGCUGAGCUGGGAGGAGACGCAGCGGCACGCGGAGCACGUGCGCAGGCACGGCAUCCUCCAGUUCCUGCACAUCUACCGCGCCGUGGCCGAGCGCCAGAAGGACGUUCUCAAAUGGGGGGACGAGGUGGAAUAUAUGUUGGUAGCUUUUGAUCAUGAACAUAAGAAAGUACGUUUGUCACUAACUGGAGAAGAAGUUCUUUAUACACUGCAAGAGAAGGGGGAAAGAGUCAAUCCCAACCACCCAACACUUUGGCGUCCAGAAUAUGGAAGCUAUAUGAUUGAAGGGACACCUGGGCAGCCAUAUGGAGGAACCAUGUCUGAAUUUAACACUGUACAGGACAACAUGAGGAAACGACGGCAGGAGGCUGCUUCUGUGUUGAAAGAAGAUGAGGCUCUUUGUACUGUGACAUCAUUUCCAAGAUUAGGAUGUCCUGGAUUUACGCUACCGGAAUGUGAGCCGACGCCAGUAGAAGGAGGCGCUUCAAAGUCUCUCUUCUUUCCAGAUGAAGCUAUCAACAAACAUCCUAGAUUUAGUACUCUGACCAGAAACAUUCGACACCGAAGAGGAGAGAAAGUAGUGAUAAAUGUACCAAUAUUUAAAGAUAAGAAUACUCCAUCACCACUUAUAGAAACAUUUCCUAAGGAUGAUGGAGAAGCAGCAAAAGCAGCUAAACCAGACCAUAUAUAUAUGGAUGCCAUGGGUUUUGGAAUGGGCAACUGCUGCCUUCAGGUAACAUUCCAGGCUUGCAGCAUUUCUGAAGCAAGAUGCCUUUAUGAUCAGCUAGCCCCAAUAUGUCCUAUUGUGAUGGCAUUAAGUGCGGCAGCUCCAUUCUACAGAGGCUACGUGUCGGAUAUUGACUGUCGCUGGGGAGUAAUAUCUGCAUCAGUAGAUGACCGAACACGAGAGGAGAGAGGAUUGGAGCCACUGAAGAACAACCAUUAUAGAAUCAGUAAAUCCAGAUAUGAUUCCAUAGACAGUUAUCUAUCUGAAUGUGGUGAAAAAUACAAUGACAUUGAUUUGACAAUAGAUAAAGAAAUCUACGAGCACCUAGUAAAGGAAGGCAUUGAUCAUCUUUUGGCACAACAUAUUGCACACUUAUUUAUUCGAGACCCGUUGACUUUGUUCGAAGAGAAAAUACAUCUAGAUGAUGCAAAUGAAUCUGAUCAUUUUGAGAAUAUUCAGUCCACAAACUGGCAGACAAUGAGAUUUAAACCACCUCCUCCGAAUUCAGAUAUUGGAUGGAGAGUAGAAUUUAGGCCCAUGGAGGUUCAGUUAACAGACUUUGAAAACUCUGCAUAUGUUGUGUUUGUGGUAUUGCUAACCAGAGUGAUUCUGUCAUAUAAACUGGAUUUUCUCAUUCCUUUGUCCAAGGUUGAUGAAAAUAUGAAGGUAGCCCAGAAACGAGAUGCUGUUCGGCAGGGAAUGUUUUAUUUCAGAAAAGAUAUUUGUAAAGGUGGAAAUGCUGUUGUAGAUGGAUGUGGCCCAGCACAGAAUGGGAAAGAGACAGAUGCAGAAGAGUACACCUUGAUGAGCAUAGACACAAUCAUCAAUGGAAAGGAUGGUGUCUUUCCUGGCUUAAUCCCAAUUCUAAACUCUUACCUCGAAAACAUGGAAGUGGAUGUGGACACAAGAUGCACCAUUCUGAACUACCUGAAGUUAAUUAAAAAGAGAGCCUCUGGAGAAUUAAUGACAGUUGCUCGGUGGAUGAGGGAGUUUAUUGCAAACCAUCCUGACUACAAGCAAGAUAGUGUGAUCACUGAUGAAAUGAAUUACAGCCUUAUUAGGAAAUGCAACCAAAUUGCACAAGAAAAAGCAGAGUGCCCUGAAUUACUUGGAGUAGGAUUUAAGAAAAUAAAACACAGUGGAAAUAAAACUAGCUCUUUUUAAUGAAAUGCUUUAAUACCUAGUAGAAAGUGUAAACAUUCUAGUGAAGAAUGAGUUACAGUACUGUGUAUCCAGUAGUUUCAGGUUGUGAAGACCAAAACAGGUAGUACUGCACCUAACUUGGGCCAAUCUGCCUAGAUAUUCAUUUAAGGCUUCCUAAAAUGGGCAUAUUCUUAUUGUUAAGGUUUAUACAGUGUACAUGUAAAUAGUAAAAUAUUUUUAUGACUAACAUCAGUGUAUUUUAAUAACAUUGUACCUAAAGUUGUUGUGAACCAGCUUGUAACUUUUUUAUGCUUAUUCUGGAAAAAAAAAUUACUGUCCUGAACAACUUCAUAAAUGUAAUAUAAUGGUACUUGUAUAUUAUAUGCAUUCCAGAUAUUGAAUGUUCACUGUAAUUUUUUGUUACCUGGAAUGUACUAAUCUACCUAAUUUUAAAGAAAAUUUUGGGACCUGAUUCACAGAACUUCCCUUUCCAUCCUCCGUUGAGUAUAUAAAACAGAAUAAAUUGACAUGUUCCCUAUUUGUUCAUCUUUGUGCCAGUCCCUUGGCUACCACAACACCUGCAUGCACUCAUCAACCACAGACCAGUAGAAUCUGCUCAGUCUUCACUCAAAUAUGCAAAAUCUGCUCAUUUCCUGAUGAGCAGAGCCUAAGGGAUGGCCUGACAAGGCUCUUUAGGACAACCACACCACAUGCACAAAAGCUUCAGAAAUAAAUGCAUCCUUUACUGGAUAUAGUUUUACAAUUCUGGUAAAUUCCUGUGCUCUAACAAUUCCAGAAAUAGAUUUUACCGUGGGUGAAAGUCUUUCAAUUUAAACAUGGAGAGAGAGUGAGAACUGGAA